UUCAAUUAUUUAAUUCACAUACGUUUGAAAAUAGAAUCAUUUCAAAUUGAAUACCAAUUGUAUCUAUUACAACUUUUUCACGAAAUUUAGGGAAUAAUCAAUAAAUAAUAUAACGAGUUCUGCAUCUAAUUCUAAAUUCGUGAAUUCGUAAACUAACACACUAACAAAUAUCGCAUAUAAUUAUGAGUACAAAAUCUACAAAAGAGUUCGAUGCAAGUCAAUUUUUAAAGCUUUGUAAGUAUUCAAAUUCAGAGCUUCAAACCCGACAACGCCAAUAUAGAAGGGUCUUAGAAGCGCGCUUGCCUAAUGUACGAAAUAAAAAUCUGCAGAUUGAGACCUAUAAACAUGGGUGCAAGAGAAUGAAAACCGAAAAGGAAUUGUUAAAAGCAAAGAUUUGGACCGCGUCGGGAAAGUGCCACGAGGUCAAAAAUGGUCAAGCGCUUACUUCUAUCAAAUGCUUCAUUGAAUGUAACGUGUCUCUCAACGAAGAAAUUCAAAAAAUGAAGUUAUAUAUACACAAUCUAGAUCACAAAUUGAGUGUGAUAAAUAAAGAUAUUUGUCAUAUUAAUAUGAUACAAUUCCAAAAGAGUCGAAAGGACUUAGAAACUGCCAAACGAUCGCUGCGACUCUUGGAGGAUCAAUAUGAAAAUCAGAUCCAAAUGGAAUGUAAACUUACGGCGUUAAGUGAGAAGCUCCGUCUAAAUAUCUGUGAACUAAUUAACGAUCGUAGUCGAUAUUAUUCGUUUUACACAAAAUACAUACAACGAUUAACCAGCGAAAAUAAAUACCUUACGGACCUCAUUGAUUUUGCACUAGAUCAAAUUGAAAUUGGUAUCGAUAUGUAUGAGAAAUUAGAUAAUCAAAGCAAAAACUUUGUGCAUGAUUUGGAAAAGCGAAAGGUUGAAAUGGAAACUCUUAAACGUAUUAAAACUGCUACCGAGAAGAUGUGGGAAUUCCAAGAGAAAAAACUUGUAAAAAGAUCACUAACUACCAUACCAAUAAAGGAAAUUAACCGCCGUGAAAUUUGGCGAGAAAAAUAUAUGAAGAAACUUAACCUCUACAACAAGAUCUUAAAGAAAAUUCUAAACUACACCAAAGCGUUAGACAUUAAACAUGUCAUUGACAAAUUCCAAGAGCAAGAAAGCCUUUAUUAUUCUUUCUCUAAUCACUCCAAUGAAAUCAGCUAUCGUAUAACACUAUUGAACAAUUCUGUGGCGCGUCUUUUCGCUGAACUACAGGAUCUAAAGAUUGGCAAUCGAAAUAUGGUAAAGUCCCAAAACGACAUGAUCGAGAAAUUGAAAAAUGUGUUGAAGGUAAAACGUUUAAAUAAUGCAAGCCUCAAAAGAAAGGCCCACUCACAAGAUGAACGUAUUAAAAAAUUGUUCGAAGGAUUGCAAUUGAUACGUGAUCAAACACUUGUAGAUAUAUCCAUGUUGGCAAACGAUUUCGAAGAUCAGAAGGAGAUUAACAUUACGAUGAUGCGCGAACAAAUGAAAUUAAUUGAGAAACGUAUACAGUCGUUAGUAUGUGCAAUAUACGCAAUCGAGCGACAAAAAAAUCGUGGCGUCUUUACCACGGUAUAUCUUGUGAGAGAUUUAUAUAAAGUAAUUGAGGCGCCGACGGAACUUGAUCAGAUAGUACCGGCUACACAAUGCGCUGAAUGUGCCGAGGGCGAUGCCAGAAAUGUGGACGAAGCAUGGAACCUUAGAAUCAUGCCCCUUAAAGAACUAAAAGUCUGGGUAUCUGAAAAGGUUGGUCAACCCGAACUUCAAUACCGUUUGCAUAACAUCAAUCAAUGUCGUUUAAGUCGUUCACGUUCGCGUAGACAAACUCUUUUACACAAUUAAUAAUAUAAAAUGGCAUUUAAUAGUAAUUUAUAUAAAUCAAGUAAUGAAAAACCAUGGAAAAAUAUUUUGAAUUAAGCCAACUAAACUUGUAUAAACCAUUGAAUAAAUAAUAAAAUUUCAGCAAGCACAGCGCGCAUAUAAGAGACACUCCUAACAAAAAUAGUAAAAUGCUUUAUUUCAUAACAUAUUUGUUCUUCCACCUUAAGAAGGGGUUUUGUGGUCGUUCAUAAACAAAGUUUCUGGAUAGCUUAUCUCAGAGGAAGUCAAGUCGGUUCUUCCGAUAUUUCUAAUUCUUCCACCACUACAGGAUAUCAUUCUUGUUGAUCUCAUUCACUGUUAUCUACCUAAGUAACCAUAACUACUCUACUUAAUAGGUUGGCCCACAGCAUAAUAUAAUUUUGUAUUAGUCAAUAAUAAAUACUUCUCUCGAGUUUCUCGGAAAUAUAUAUUUUAAAUAUCAUUUCAAGGACAGUAAGACCUAUAAUUAAUCGAAGUGGGCCGAAUUUACAAGUAUGUUAUUAAAAUUUUAAUUUUGUUGACAAACCCACAUAAUAAGUACAUACCAAAUCCACAACAGCCGGUUCUACGUUACCGGAAUUUGAAUCGAAUUUUAUCCAGCCUAAGGCUGUUAUUUCGUCGAUCUAGUCCUGUUUGGAUCGAUUAUUUACAAAUAAAUCAAAUAAGUGGCUAAUGAGAACGCCCCACUUCGCUCGCAGACUGAGGCAUGCGGCUGCUUACAUGUGUGGAUGAUCUGAGGAAGUGUGAGGGCGUGUUUCGCGUAUUUUCUUAUUUAUACAAAUUCAGAGUGUUAAAAUCGUGUAAAUCAUAAACUCGUGUGUAUUAAUGAUUUAUCCUUU
Messenger RNA from Bactrocera oleae (olive fruit fly), 2704 nucleotides. The record is from RefSeq and is a predicted model, not a curated record. NCBI's taxonomy places the organism in Eukaryota, Metazoa, Arthropoda, Insecta, Diptera, Tephritidae.